This is a messenger RNA of Dentiscutata erythropus, 1295 nucleotides long. NCBI's taxonomy places the organism in Eukaryota, Fungi, Glomeromycota, Glomeromycetes, Diversisporales, Gigasporaceae. The record is from the annotation of a GenBank genome assembly.
AUGGGAUUGUCGCAUAUUUUUGCAAUUAAUUUAUUAAUUUUAUUUAGUAAUGCCCAAAAUUUUCCUUUUUCAUCGUCUCGGUCGUUUGAUAAAGACGGACACAUAUAUAAUCAGACAAGAAUCAUUGAUCCAGUAACUGGUGCUCUCAAUGUUACUGCAUAUGACAAUUAUAGUCCUGUGUAUAUAUCCGCUAUAUUUGCUGCAAAUUAUGGCUAUUUUUUCAUGCAAUUUCCUGCAACCAUUUGUCAUGUGAUAUUAUUUCAUGGAAAGGAAAUUUGGAAUCGGUACAAGAAAACUCAUGAAAAGGAGGAAGUUGACAUUCACUGCGAAAUGAUGAAUGUUUAUCCAGAAGUACCAUAUUAUUGGUAUGGUGUUAUUUUUUUUGUCAUGUUAAUAAUCGCAAUUUCCCUUGGCUAUACAACUGGUGCGAAUUUACCUUGGUGGGGUGCAUUGCUGGCUGUUGCUAUUGCUGUAUUCAUGGUGCUUCCGAUAGGAAUUAUUCAGGCUAUUUCAAGUUGGCAGAUUCAUUUGACUAUUAUGACUGAAUUAGUGUGCGGUUUUCUUUUACCUGGCUAUCCUAUUGCAAAUGUAUAUUUUAAAGCUUAUGCAUUUAAAUCCCUGUCUCAAUGUUUGUUAUUUGUUGGAGAUUUAAAAUUGGGUCAUUAUAUGAAAAUUCCUCCAAGAAGCAUGUUCAUAUCGCAAAUAUGGGGUACAUUUGUUGGUGUAAUUGUAAACUAUUGGACAUUGAAUAUUAUACUCAAUAAAAAAAGACCUUAUCUUGAUGGCACAGAAGCUGAUCCAACUGGCCAAGCAAGUUGUUUUUUUAUCUGGGCUGGCUUUGGUUCACAAAUGUUCAAUACUGCAUCUAUAGUAUGGGGUUUGAUUGGACCGACUAGGACUUUCGGGCCUGGCUCAAUUUAUAAUGUACUCCUUUGGGGCUUCCUAAUAGGUGGCUUUUUGCCAAUACCAUUUUACUUACUUCAUCAAAAAUUUCCAAAAGCAAAAUUUAAUCUUGUGAAUACUCCCGUGAUAUUAUAUGGUCUGACCUAUUUCCCUGGAACUUAUCCAAAUUUUAUAAUUACUGGUUUUAUUGCUAGCUUUUUAAGUCAAUUUUAUGCAUUUCGAUAUAAGAAUAGAUAUAAUUAUAUAAUGUCUGCAGCAUUUGAUAGCAGUGCACAAAUUAUGGCAAUAGUAGCUUUCAUUUGUCUUAAUGGUAUUGUGCAGAUACAAUUUCCAACUUGGUGGGGUAAUGAUCCAUCAACUCAAAGUGAACAUUGCUAUUCUAUAAAUACGUA